This is a messenger RNA of Schistocerca cancellata (South American locust), 11410 nucleotides long. RefSeq names its product sulfhydryl oxidase 1-like. NCBI's taxonomy places the organism in Eukaryota, Metazoa, Arthropoda, Insecta, Orthoptera, Acrididae. The transcript is spliced from 3 exons. Bases 119 to 2053 code for a protein of 644 amino acids. Gene Ontology annotation, molecular function: flavin-dependent sulfhydryl oxidase activity; protein disulfide isomerase activity. Gene Ontology annotation, biological process: protein folding. Gene Ontology annotation, cellular component: Golgi membrane. The record is from RefSeq and is a predicted model, not a curated record.
CUGUCAUGCGCACAGCGUUCCUGUCAAGUUAUCCGUUGAUGUGGUAGAUAUCCUUGGAUAUAGUCUUUCAGUGAAGUGUUUCUCCAGAACCCCAGAAGUAACAUUGAAAGAGCGCAGUAUGUCUCUGAACAAAAAUGUAAUUAUUUUAGUUUCUCUAAUGUUACUGGCAUUAGGAGUUAUUGCAACAAUUCCAGCGAGACAUAUCUUAAAUGUGACACCCAACAGAGGUCUUUAUGACGAUGAUUCGAAAGUGACAGUACUGAAUACUACAAGUUUCAAGACCGCUGUCUUUCACACAAAUAACGCUUGGUUAGUUGAAUUUUACAGUAGCUGGUGUGGCUUUUGUCAGAGGUAUGCACCGACUUGGAAAGCAGUCGCUGCAAGCACAUACGGUUGGAAAGAUGUCCUUAUUUCUGCUGCUGUUGAUUGUGCAAAUGAAGACAACACACCAUUAUGCCGAGAAUAUGAAAUUAUGAAAUACCCAACUGUAAAGUUUUUUGGUGCUAACACUAAAGCAGGUGACAUGGGUACAGAAAUCGCAAAAGGAAAUUCAGCAGAUGAGUUAGUACAUAAUGCUAUUAACAUGCUAAAAAAGGAACAAGCUGAUGGAAGAGGUUUCAAUUGGCCUAACAUUACACCAUACAGGAGCACUGAUGUCCAGAACUUGUGGAAGAAUGCUCCAGAAAGUGUUCAAUAUAUUUUUCUUAUAUUUGAAGAAAGUGACUCAUACAUUGGAUCUGAAGUAAUUCUGGAUCUUCACUUUGUCAAAGGAAUACAAAUACGAAAUGUUUUGAACCAGAAUGAAGCACUUGCAAAGUUGUUAGGCAUUUCAUCAUAUCCUAGUAUGAUAGUUUUGGAAAGAAGCAGUACUCCAGAACAUCUUAGAGUUGUUGAUAAGACAAGAGAAGAAUUUCGAAAGGCUAUUGAAAUAUUCUUGAGAAAUAAAGGUAUUGAAUUUUCUGUAAAUGAACAAACCAGUUCAAAAGAAAAUAAGGACAGUGUUUUGAACUACGUUCAGAAUGUGAAAGAGAAUGGAAAAAGGCAGCCAUCACAUGAUGUAGUUUUUCAAGCUGAUUUAGAAUUAGCAGUUCAGUAUUCACUUAAACAUGAGAUACCAUUGAAAAACGUAAUUUCUGGUAAAAUGCUUGAUGCCCUUAGAAAUUAUCUAAGUGUUUUGGCUAAGUACUUCCCAACUGAAUCAGAGGGUAAAGCUUAUUUAAGAGCAUUGCAAGGUAAAGCAUUGGCCAAUGUUUCUCAGUUGAAAGGUAGUGAUUUUCUUGCUUAUGUUAAAAAGCUUGAGCAGGGUAUGAAAUACUCAUCCUUUAUCAGUAACAGAGAUUGGGUUGGUUGUAAGGGAAGUUCUCCUAUUUAUCGUGGCUACCCUUGUGGUCUUUGGACUUUAUUCCAUACUCUUACUGUCAACUCUGUCUUACAAAAUGGAACAGAUAAAAAUUUUAAAAGUCUGGAGGUACUCGAUGCUAUGUUAGGGUACAUUACACAUUUCUUUGGUUGCCAUGACUGUUCAUUGCAUUUUCAAGAAAUGGCAGCAGAAUCUAUGCAUUCUGAUGUGCUAAAACCAGAGGAUAGUAUAAUGUGGUUAUGGAAGGCUCACAACAAAGUAAACAAACGUUUGGCAGGAGAUACGACUGAAGAUCCAAAACAUCCGAAAAUACAGUUUCCUUCUAGAGAUAACUGUCCAGUUUGCAGACUUCGUGAUGGUAGUUGGGAUUAUAAUGAAAUUCUAAAAUACGUAAAAUUGGUGUACCGUAGAGAGAAUAUAAAAACCAUUCCUGUAGAAGACAGAAUUAAUCAACAUUCAGGUAGUAACAAUUUUGAAGUUUCAGAACUUCACAGUAAUAGUUUUUCGAGUCUAAAAAAUGCUGCUGCAAGUAAUCAACGUUUUGGGUGGAAUUUUAAUAUAUUCGAUGUGAGUCUUUGUGUUAUUCUGUAUCUUGUUUCAGCAUGUAUUCUGCUUCUAGUUUUCUUGAAGUUCAUUGUAAGAAAAAAGUAUAAGAAGAAGUACUACGUGCAUGACUUGCUUGGAAAAGUAUAAGAAACAAUGAUACAGCUGUAAACAAUCCAUUGUUCCUGAAACAGUAUUUCUUCUAUUUCAGUUGUCUAUCUCCUUUUUGAUAGAGAGAUAAUGUGUAAAAGGUUUUUUGAGUGGUGGGUAAUGCAGUCAUAACUGUUUCCUUUUAAUUUGUAAUUUAGUAACCAUAUGUUUUAUGGAAUAUUUGUACAUGAAAUGUUGAUAUUUUGGUUUUGUUAUUAUUAUUGUUUAUGGUUUUUUUUAAAGGCAACAGUGGUUAUCUAUGUGGAAAAGUACUUCUUUCGAACCAGAAUGUUUCUUUGAAUGACCCAAGUAGAUGAUUUUAAAAUGAAAUGUUUCAAUCACUCUCAUCUAGAGGAAUUCAACAAUAGUGAAAAUUCUUUUCUGUAAUGUUCCACCUUUUCAUAUAAAGGUAUACAUUUUCUCAUAAUCCAAAAAUAUAUAAUUAAGUAGAAUGUAGUACAGGGUUUUUGGGAUUUUUAUUGCCAUUUUGUUGCACUUUUAAUCCUUAUGUUGAUGAUUCAAUUGCCAGAAGGUAUUCCACCAGGUACAGAUUUUUUGUUUAAGAAUGCACACGCUGUACCACACAAUCCUCUCAUUGCUAGUUUUUAAUUUAGUCUCAUUGCCAUAUUUAUUUUUUCUGUCCAAGCAUACCCUGGUUUCUUUUACCAUACAGAAGACUGAAAUUAGUCCAAUUAGAAUUGGUACAUGUUGGGAUAGGUUAUAAUAUCACAAUAUUGAAUUUUCUGUGAGUGUACAAGGUAUUGAAGAGCAUCAGAAAGAUACAAUAAUGAUGACAGUGGAUCAGGUGCAAAUUCAGUUGAGAAAGAUUGUUAAAAUAGAAAGAGGCAGAAAGGCAUUAUUUGUACAGUAUUAUUGCCCUGUCUUCAUUAUAAUUCGGAGAGUACUUGAAAUUUUAUAUUUCCCUAUAUUUAAAAUUAAGGUAAGUGAUAUUCAAACAGAGCACAAGUGACCGCAUUUGUAGACAUAUAUUGUUCCAGUACUAAGACAGUUUUUUACUAGCCACACAUAGUAAAUAGAUGUAAUUUGCUAUCUCGUUAUCAACACAACAAAUACUGAAGUGAAACUACCCUCUCUUGCACAAGUAGAGGUAGAAUAAAUGUGUGUUAAAUUUAAUACACCAAAAGAAGUUUUAUAAACAGUUUUUGUGUUCAGUUAUUUAACAGAACUUGUAAAUUUAACUUUAUUUUUCUCAUACCACCCCUUUAACACCAUACAGCAUUCCCAAAUGGACAAUUUAUUUUAAUUACAUUUACUUUUAUCCACUCAGGACAUAUUCAGGUGUUCUCCCUGUGAUACACAAACUUCAACCUUACUUGCAGUCAUCAAAUAAAGAGGCAUUCUACAUUUUCUGAGAACAUUACAGGCUUGCCAAUCCCCUCUUACUAUGUCUAUUGUCCUCUGUGACCUACUGCCUACGUCACUGUCAGUCCACUGUGAGCCCAUAUAAAAAAGACAUAAAAAGGAAAAAAUGUUCCCUCAUUGAAAAUAAAUCUAAAUUGCUUAACAGCAUGCACUGUGAUUGAAUUUUUGCUGUAAAAAAGUUGUUGCAAUACCCACUUCACUCUCAAACAGGAGUCUUGCAGUAUAUAUUUCCUGUAUCUCCCAGUUGAUGUGAAAAUGACCAAUUUUUUGUUGACAGUUUGAAGUUGCAAUAAAAUUUGACUUUUGAAAAGCCUGACUAUCUUGCUGUGUCUUUAUUAUUCAUAACAUUUUUAUGCAAUAUAUCCUGAAGCAACAAAGAUUUGAAAAAUAUGGAAACUCGAUAAAUUAAAUUAUGCAUGUUACUACUCACAAAAUUCUCACACAAAUAGUAACAAAAUGUAGUGAAUGAAAUAAUAAGUGCGGUGUAUAGUAGCCCACAAUUUGUUAACAGUACUUUUGGCAUAUUUCAGAAAUCCAUUUAUAUUGCACUGUAAGUAAAAUUUCUUGAACAUUUAACACUUUUCUUGUUUAUUUAUGAGAAGUUAAUUACAAACACUAACUAGUGUCACAGUAUACUUAUUGCUUAAGGUAAUUGCCCAUAUUCAUUCAUGUAGAUUGUGCCUAUUCUGUCUGUUUAACUCAUUUGGUUUGUCUGCAGCCAUUUUAGGCAUAAGCAGAUCUUUUGAUAUGUGUGAAACUACUAUUUGCUGAUCUGCACUGGAGACUCCCUACAUUAAUUCUUUUCAGUCUCAGUCUAAAUAAACUGUGAUUAGAAUCUUAAAUUUACGUAAUUGUCUAAACAAAUCUUUUAAAAGUGUAUUUUCUUUCUCCAAAAAAUUCAUAAUUUAAGCUACUGUUUUGAUUUGGUUCUUUUCUUUCGCUAUUUGAGUUACUUUUAUGUCAGAUUGAAAAUGUCCUUCCAUGCUUUUAGUAGUGAUUGGCUUUUUAUCUCUGUUAAUAAUUACGAUAGGAAUUUCUGCUAAAUGCUACUGCCUCAACUAUGUUCCAGACUAUUGGAAUCCAAAUUUUCAUAAGAAUAUUUAAGCAAUUUUUUCUUUAGUGCGGAACUUAAAUUGAGAUUAUCAACAUUUCAUGUACAAUGACACUAUUAAUGAGUUGUCCUUGGAUAAUGUAUUAAUAUUACAUUAUUUACACACAAAUUUUAUUUGUCAAAUUAGAAAAGUAAAUAUCUUGUUUUUGCUUCUGAAAAAUAUGGCGUACGGUGUUAUUUAAUAUACUCCAAUAUGUUGUUGGAUCUUUUAAUAGAAUUUAAAAUUAAUUAAGCCCUUUGUACUUUAUGAUUAUUCAUAUCUUAUUAACUGUGAUACAUAACAGUGCCUUUUACAGGAACCUUUCUUUCCCAACUAUCAAACAUCACAAUUUGAAUUAAUAUUAAUUAUUUUAAGUACCAAAGAUGAACAACAAACAUUUUAUUAUGAGACUGAAGAAUUUCACAAUUGCAUAAGGUCACAUUUCUGUAAUGUGUACAUGUUCAAGAAAUGUUUGAUACAUUUAUUAAAUGACAAAGCUGGUAGACUGGAUAUCACAAAAAAUGUAACUUUUGUAUCAAAUAAUACGAAUUUUACAAUAUUUAUAGAAAAAGAGAACAUUUAGUGUUUGUAAGAAAGUGUGCAAUUUUAGUCACUACUUAAACAUUCAUUAAUUUUGUCUGAAAAUAAGAUUUAUGUGGAUUAAGAAAGGAAAUUAAAUUAAUACAUGUAAAAGCUGUGCAGUAAAUGAUGAGUUGCGUAAUGUUUACCAGCAAAAUAUAUUCUGUAACUUUCAAUUUAUAUGUUUGUGUAAUAUAAAAAUAAGAGAGAAGAAAAUGUUGAGGAAACUACAAGAAUUGUGAGUACAUUCAGAUAAAAGCAUGAAAACAAGAAAUGGUUACUGGCAAUGUAGAAUGUCUCAUGAUUGUAGCAUACAUUGCGUGCUCCAGUUGUAUCAACAUAAAGAGGGAAGUUAAUACAUCUCUUGUAACUGAAAUUAUUUUAAAGUUUGGGAAUGAAAUUCUAUCUUUCUAAUAGUUGGCCUGAGAUGAAUGAGACAAUGCUACUUUGCCCAAGGAGAAAUCUGUUUACAAUAAAUAGAAAAGAAACAAAACCUAUGCCUGAGAAAUCACAAAAUGGCAGAGGCUUAUAUGCCACUGUAUGUCCAUAUUCUUUGACAUGUUUUGCCAGAGCAUUCUUAUCCUUCUCUCCUUUUGCAUCUUUUAUUUGUCUCUUUCUGUUUGCACGCCUCAUUUGCAGUUUUUGAAUUUUCCCUUGCCCUUGUUCUGAAUGUUUCCUGCCGAUAGUAUAAAUGGCAAUUUUCUUGAUUAGUUUGUAGUGUUAAACAUUCUAUCACACAGUGCACACUUACAUGUUGUAGUCAUUGUUCCUGUUCUUUUUAUUUCUUUCGUGAUUUGUAACUGUAAAAAUGCAAAUCUAAACUGUCUUGUUAUUGUAAUGAGUGUAGUGCUUUUUGUAUUUCUUGAUCUCUGUUGUUAUUUUUGAGAGUGUUAUCAUUUUGCUAUCAACAAGUCUACAUUGCAUUUGGUGUGAUACUUGAAGUUUCUUCUGAAGAAUCUGUGAGUACACUGACAAAAGAAAGUAUUUUUAAAACAGAAAAUCAUGUUAAAACAUACAGUAUUAAUUCAAAAAAAUAGUGGUGUGUGUUAGAUAUGAAUUGAAUUAUAAAUAAUGAAUUGUAUCAAAUGAUGAUCUUGUGUGAAUGGUGUGCUUGGAAAAGAAAAUAGAAUGAGCUUGUAAAAACAUAAAAAGCUAUGAUGCUUAUUAGUAUUUGUACAUAUAUUUAAUCCUCUAGUAUUUAAAAUUUCUAGCCUAGCUCAUCAAAGGGUUUCAUCAUAUAGCUAGCAAGUUUUCAUUCUCUUUUGUGUGUGCCUGUUAACAACUCACUGCUUCUGCUGUUCAGCGAUUGGUGUCGGUUACUCCAAUAUUGUUUACAUUCUACGAGAACUUUACUUCCUACAUUAAAAAAGUGCUUUGAGUAGAAACAGAAUGUGUGGUUGGCACAAAUUCUGUUCUUAGCCAUAGAUUAUAGAAAUCUUAGGGGAAAUCACAUGUUUAACAGAUUACUACCUGAUUGUGUGGGUCUGCUCAGGUACUUAUUUAUCCUAAUCUUGUGUCUGUCAGGAAAUGGUAUGGAAUCCAUCUAUAGUACAAAGACAAAUGUCUUUUACUUACAUUAUCUUAUCUCCACAGUAUUUUGUUGUUUAGGAAUAGAAGUUAAAUUCAGAUUAACAGUGAACAAACUCCAUUUUACGAUACAACCUAUUGUAAAACAUGUUCUUUUCUCAGUGCAAUAUUGGACAUCUUCCCCUCAGGAAUAUAUUGUCAAUUUUGUUCAGAGUUACAAUGGACCAAGUCUCCAAUAGUGUUGUGUAAUGACACAUGUUCAUUGUGUAUCUUUAUGAUUUAAAUGUUUUGUAAAUAAACAGUGAACCUUUUGAGUUUCAGUAGUUUGAAGAAGUGGGGAAAGACAAAAGGCCAACAGUAUCUUGUAUCAGCAAACAUUUAAGAGAGAAUGUGAGAAACUUCGAGCAUGUAAUUCUGUUUCCAGACUCGUGCGCUGUUCAAAACCUACACAUACAUCUACAAGGAUACUCUGCAAAUCAUAUUUAAGUGCCUGGCAGAGGGUUCAUCGAACCUCCUUCACAAUUCUGUUAUUCCAAUCUCGAAUAGCACACGGAAAGAACGAACAGCUAUACCUUUCUGUACGAGCUCUGAUUUCCCUUAUUUUAUCAUGAUGAUCAUUUCGCCCUGUGUAGGUCGGUGUCAACAAAAUAUUUUUGCAUUCGAAGGAGAAAGUUGGUAAUUGGAAUUUCGUGAGAAGAUUCCGUUGCAAUGAAAAAUGCCUUUCUUUUAAUGAUGUCCAGCCCAAACCCUGUACCAUUUCCGUGACACUCUCUCCCAUAUUUCUUGAUAAUACAAAAUGUGCUGCCCUUCUUUGAAUGUUUCUGAUGUAGUCUGUCAGUCCUAUUUGGUAAGGACCCCACACCGUGCAGCAGUAUUCUAAAAGAGGAUGGACAAGUGUAGUGUAGGCAGUCUCCUUAGUAGAUCUAUUACAUUUUCCAAAUGUCCUGCCAAUAAAUCACAGUCUUUGGUUAGCCUUCCCCACAAUGGUAUAAAAGAUUAAUAUAGAAGACUAUCGUAAAAAUGGUCAGUAAGUUGUCAUAUUUUUCAUUGUUAAUGGGCAUUAUGAGUGUAAACUAACACUUUCGAUAUUACAGUAAGAGACUGCAUUUAUAAUCCAUUGAACAAGCAUACAAUUAACCAUCAUCUGUGAAUAACUCCAGGGAAGCUGACCGAUAACAUUGAAAACCACCGAUAUCUCAACACAUAACAGUUACUGUCAUUUUAGGGCCUUACCCAGUUCAUGCCUUGACAAUGACAAAUGACAGAGUUUACAACAUGGUGGGAGAAGGUUAACUUCUCCCUGGACAAUUGUUGAACAUUAUAGUCUGCAUAAUUGAAAGGAUACAAAGUCCUAAUAAAAAAGGCUAAGAAGUUCUAAUUAUUAUGUAUGCAACUGAUAUGUUGACAAAUGCAUUUUUUAAACCAUGAAUCCUUAAGACUAAGAAAUAUAAUUACUUUGUUCCAAAGUCUACAUCGUAAUACCAUCGUCACUUCUAUUUGAGUCUGUUUCUGAACAAUCUGAUUCUAAAUUUUUGAUGAUAGGUUCAAGGCUUAUAUCCAUAAUGACUUUCCUGUCAAAUUCUUCUUUCUGAAGCUUUUCAGCAUGCCACACAGACUGUGCCCACUCUGCAGGUGGGAUGUUGUCUGUUAGCUCAUUGUGUAAUGCCUCAUGCACAAGUGAUUCACUGUGUGUUAUCUUGAAUGUAUUGUUUUUUCUCCCACAUAACCUUAAAACACUUUGCCCAAAUUAAUUCCAUGGGGCUACAAUGACAGUGACACAUAGGUAAAUGCAAAACUGUGUGAUCCCAUUCACAUGCCAGGAAGUCAAGAUUGUACAUUCUGUCACGUGACUUGUGUAAAUUAACGAGUUGCAGGAGAUCGGUACGAGUUUGGUUUAUAUGGGACUUAAUAUUUUUAUUUUUAAGCUGAGGGAAAAGAAUCCGCUUUUGUGGUGUUUGUACUUGAUGUUUUCUCUGUAACAGUUGAAUUAUAACUGGGAAUGACCAACUUCAAAGCAAGGUACGACAAGAAUUGUGAAUCUUGUCGCAAAGCUGAUAGUAUUCAUUGCCGAAUGGUAAUCACUGGUGUUUUUCUUACAUGUAAAUAAAAGUUUAUUCUCAGAAAUAAAACCAGAAGAGGAGUCAGUAUGCAGAAUAAUCAUCUGAGAACCCAUCCCCAGGAGAACUUUAAAACCGCCAGUAACAUCACUCAUUUUCCAGCAGAUGUUCUUGGAAUGAUUCUAAUUGACCCAAGUUUCAUCAAGGUAAUACACUGUUGAACUACCUCCUUCUCUUGUAUUGUGAAUCUUUAUAUGGGAUGUGGUUCUUGUUGCACCUUGUGUCACUUCUGUGAACUAAAAACUCUCUUCUUAACAUAUCUGGAACCAACAUCUUUUAAAAUUCUUUACCUUGACAAAGCACUUACCAUUGAAGCCUGCAUAACUGUAACAUGUUUUUGUUAUGUGGGGCAUUCAUCAUUCAAUGGAGCACUUUAAAACAUCAUUGUUAAAACCACCCAUUUGUGUUACAGGUUCCUUGUGAUUUCGAUCCUUUCCAGGUGACAUGAAACCAACUGUUUCUACAGUCCCUACAGCUCUGACACUUUUGUUUACAAUUCUCUUUACAGUUCUCUUGCUGACACCACAUUGUUCUGGAGUCCGUCCUUGAGUUUUCCAAUGUUGACAGUAGGAGACCUGCUUUUAAAUUCAUGUUUGAAAAAGUUAUAAAUGCAGUAAAUAAUCCACCUCGCCAGCACUUCACAUUUAUUGCAAUCACCUGACUUUUCUUAAAAUCACACUUAAACAUUUAUAAGAUAUGCAUUUACAGCUGUACUGCUGCAAGAAAAAAAGGAAACAAAAAAACUGAUAGUAGAAUGAAUAAUUCGGUGUCGCGAAGUACGCCAACAGUGCAGCAUGUAGUAACUCUCUGCUAGCUGCUUGGACAGAGAAUGAAUAUUAUUGGCUGCUGGAGGCUAGUGGAGGUGGACACGCAGAAUGACUGAAAAUUGGUCCGUCUUCUUACAUGAUAUGGCAGGCAUAAAAUGAUUUACAGUAACCUUAGACACAGGUGUAAUAGUUACUUUUCUGGUUAAAAUCACAUCUGCUUCAGCACUUUCUGAAUGUUUUUACACAGACAAAUAAAUUGUUUUCAAACGUACUCCUCUGCUUUCAGCCUAGUCCUUGCAGUUUGUCAUUUGAUCAAAUUUUAUGAUAUUCCCAGUAAAUGCCACCUUUACAUUUUGAUUGUAUUUUUGUGAUUUACAUGAUCAAAGACCUUAAAAAGAUCUCAAAAUAUACCAAUUAGCAAUAUUUUUUAGUAGAAGGAUUCCAGUGAGAUAUUUGCAAAAGAGAAUAUAGCUCUAACUGUGGACAGAUCCUUCUGAAAUCAACACUGUCUUUUCAUGACAAUGUAAAAGCUGCUAAGAUGCUUCACUGUAUGGAGCUGUGAUACAGUGCCUGAACUGAAUCCAUUGCUCUCGUGAUCCAGGCUAUUCAAAGCUUUCCAACACUUUGUACAAUAUUUUCUUCUGUUGUUUGUUCCUAAAUUAUGUUUGAAACAGUUUUCAUAGUUACCUCUUGUAUCCUCAUGCGGGAUUACUUGAUGGAUGUAGCAAUCUACAUCACUUCCUCUCCUUGAGUAUUCCCACCCUCUCUCAAAGGUGAGAGAGAAAUUGUGGGCUAUUACAUGAUAAAAUGAUUUAAGAUUUUCCGUAAAACAAAAUAAUUUUUUUAAAAAAUGACAAAUACUGUCUUGUCAAUAAGCCUUUUUCAAAGGAUAUAGCUUUAGAAAAUGAAUCUCUCCACCAAAAUAAAUAACUUUCCUUAGUUGUUGGCAGUGACUUGAAAAAUCUACUGCAAUCAGUCCAUUCAUGUCUGAUGAUAAAAUUCAUUGGUCCUCUGCUAUUCAGACUGAGUUAGAUAACUUUUUCAGUCUCUUCACCCAUUUUUAUUCUUUCAUGUACUAUCCAAACCAUAUUACUAGAAAUAUUAAACUAUCUCAUUUUCCUACACGGUUGUUGGGUUCAGCUGUCUAUAGCACAAUUGAAAAUAAUCUAGUAUUUCUCAACAUAUACCACCAGCCAACGAAUGUUCUAUUCCUUGUUGUUUUCUUAUCUCUUUGUGUACUAAAUUGCAUCCUAUAUCUAACAACAUUUUGGCAAUAUGUGGUUUGUUCCCUUCUCAGCUCUGCUUUAACUAAUUUGAGGUACUCAUACUCAUUUUGUAGGAAUCUUAAGUUUUUGUUGGCAUCCUCAGUCUUUUUGUGGCCUUUCAUUCACAAGAUCUUAAAACAGUUUUCAAACAUUCUUCAUUAUCUCUUUCUUCCAUACCAGCUGGCAACAGGAACAUGAUUUUAUUACAUUUUAUACAUUCUAGAUUAUUUUUGUCAGUGAAAAUUAAAGUUUUAUGAGCGCAAAAAAUUUGAAUUUAUCAAAUCCUGGGUUUACUACUACUACUACUACUACUACUACUACUACUACUAAUAAUAAUAAUAAUAAUAAUAAUAAUAAUAAUAGAUUUUAUUGUCUUUAGGCCAUUACAGCAGUUGACAACAUCAAAUGAAGAUAACAAUUUACAAUACAGUGUGAUAAAGUAUUGACAACUGAAAUAUUUUAGCUUAUAUUACAAUAAAUGUACAGUGGGUCAUCUGUUGGAUUACUGCAUUUUAAGUUGAAGAACUCAUUGAUGCCAAGAACGGGUGGACAAUUAACCAUUCAUGCAAUCUUUCUUUGGAUGUACAUUCAGGAAGAUCCUGUAUAGCAUGUGGCAGCUUAUUAAAUA